This is a messenger RNA of Leishmania major strain Friedlin, 2670 nucleotides long. RefSeq lists its product as hypothetical. NCBI's taxonomy places the organism in Eukaryota, Euglenozoa, Kinetoplastea, Trypanosomatida, Trypanosomatidae. Gene Ontology annotation, cellular component: cytoplasm; spliceosomal complex. The transcript has a single exon. Gene Ontology annotation, biological process: mRNA cis splicing, via spliceosome. The record is from RefSeq and is a predicted model, not a curated record. Gene Ontology annotation, molecular function: protein binding. The coding region runs from base 1 to 2670 and encodes 889 amino acids.
AUGAAAGGGAUCUCUCCUCGCCAAAGACUCAGACGUGUUUGCGUGUCCUCGAUGACGUCCAUCGUCCAUGAAGGAGGGCAGGGCAGGAGUUGGAGUGAGGGGAUCGAUGAAGAAACAUGCGCAGCGUGUGUGGGCGUGCUGUUGUCGAACGCCUCCCAACUCCCCCUUCUGCCUCUCCCACAAGAGGCACCCCAUAUCCGUCUCUCUUCACCACCAUCACCAAGACGGCUUGCUUGCUCGUUGCCCUUUGGUUGCUUCCUUGCGUUUCACCUGCCGCGUUUCUCCGCCUACUCCCUCUCCUUCCCUCUUGCGCUCCCGCUGACUUUCUUCCGGCCUCCCUCGACUUACGUCUGUGCGUCGAACCUCCUCCAUCGACCCACUCGCCUGCCUGACGACGCACACGCACAGCACCGUAGCUACAGGGAUACGUAUAUGCAUAUAUAUAUAUAUAUAUACGCACAAAUAGGUCGUCACACACACACACAGACACAGACACACACACACACACAGACGCACAGACACACCAGUGGAACAAAGACGACCGAUACCCGCGAAAACAUUGCAAGGCUGAGGGUCAAGGUCCAGGUUGGGCACACCGCCAUGGACUGGGAUCGACCUAGUGGAAAGCGGCGGCGCACAGAUGAGGAGGAAGCGUGUGAAGCGUUGGGUGGGCUGCUGCGGCAGACAGCCUCGCGUGCGAUGGAGCGGGUGCGCUUGCAGCGACAGCAGCGCGGCUGGGAAAGCCAGCUGACCGCUCUCUCCUCGUCUGCCGCCGCAGCCGUGGCGCGCAGUGUGAAGCCGAUGGACGUGCUUGUCAUUCGGUUCUGCAUGCACUAUUUGGACUGUAGCAAGGUGGCCGCGGCGAAUCAUUUCGUGCGGCUUGCGCAGGAGGUCGUGACGUCCAGCAUCGAGCGGGUGCUGGUGCCGCAGCUGUUCAGCCGCGAUGGCAGCUCUCUUCCGGCGCUGUGCGAAAGUCUCGUCGCAGAGCACACCGCCGAGGACAUUCAGGUGACGGUGAAGGAAGUUUCAGAGUUUGUCGAGGCCCGCGGUGCCCUUGGUGCCUGGAUCGCCGACGCGACGGCCACUCGCGGCGAUCGUGAUGAUGACGACUAUGACGACGCCGACAGCUGCGGCGGUGGCUACUACGACCACUCGCGCUCGCGUGACCGCGAUGAUGGAUACUCUCGCCUCAGCAACGAAGAGGGCGAGGACCAUAGGGCAGACGAUGACGGCAGACCGGCAAGCCCACACCAGGACGUCGAGGACUUUGCUCUCGCCACCACGUUGUGUCAAGCUUGCGAGUUUUGGGUCCGUGUACAGGCGUUUCUGAACUCCUUGUCGCUGCACAGCGCUCGCCUGCACGUCUUCGCAAUGCCGCCACGGUACGAGCGGGAGCUGCUGCUUCUUCUGUACGCUGCGACCCGUGGCGGCGGUGGCGAGGCGUCGCGGGAAGGCGGAAGCUACGGCGGCAGGACCACCCCGGUGGAGGGCGCGUCGCUAUCCUCGUCGGCCAACGCAGCGGCAGCGAAGGUCGAAAAGGAGGAGACCAUCAAGCAAGAGCCGAUGUGGGACAGUGACGAGGAGAUGGCGGCACAGGUGGUCGGUGAGGGCGGUACGGACGACGAGGGCGCUGAGCAGACGGAGGCACCGGCGGGCCCGCGUCAGCUGCAGCAGCUGUACAAGGCUUCUGCCCUGCUUGCCGACGUGCUGGCGCUCUCUCGCUGCCCCGAAGCCCCCACGGCGUCGUCUUCGUCACCUACUGGCACUGCUUCUGGUCCAGCUUUGAUCUCGUCGCCGUUGUCAGCGGCCGCGCCACAGAUCAGCGCCGAGGCCAUGCAGCGCCUCCGAGGGCUCAACUCAAACUUUUACAAGAUGGUGUACGCGCGGCUUGGCGUGAUGGUGGCGCGUGAUCGCCUCCACCGCUUUGACCGGGGUUCCGCCAUCACCCCACCCGAGCUCACCGUGCAGCAGCGCAACCUUCACGAGCAGCUGAUCCAGCAGGGGCAGCAGCAGCAGUACAAGGCAGACUUGAUGUCCGCAGCCCUGGGUAUUCCUGGGCAGCCAGAGGCCGGGCUGCCGGCUGCCUACGUGCCGGACGAUGCCUACUACGAGAAGCUCUUGCAUCAACAGCACGAUACGAUCGAUGAGGACGAGGAGGUGUACAAGGGCGAAGUGAUGGACUACUACCUUUCUCACCCCGACCGCCCCGGCGCCGCGGCGGGGUCGUCGUCGAAUUACUCGCGCUCCCGCUCGCACCACGGCGGCUCCUCUGCACGUGGCGGCGAGGCGGAGCCGCUGAUGAAGCCGCAUCGCUUCUGCAAAGUCAAGACGGGAUUCACGUGGACGCAGUACAACCGCACCCACUACGACAGUCGCACUAACCCGCCGCCGCGGACGGAGAUGUGGUACGAGUUCACUUUAUUUUACCCAGCUCUCGCGAACACGAAACGCGACAUGCGGCACAUAUUCCGCAUCGAGGACACACCCGAGGGGCCCAACGACCAGUACUGCCUCCUCGUCUUCAGUGUCGGUCCACCGUACGCCGAUGUGGCGUACCGCAUCCGCAAGAAGCAGUGGGACACCCGCCGCGGCGGGGUGCGCAUCAGCUUCGAUCAGUACGGCAGGUACAAACUCUUCUUUCGCUUCACGAACAGCAACUACCGACGCUGA